AUGGCGGAGACACCACAUGCUAUCAUGAUUCCUUUUCCAUUUCAAGGUCAUAUUACCCCGUCUGUGAAUCUUGCUGUGAAACUUGCUUCAAAGGGUUGUGCCAUCACUUUUGUCUAUACAGAAUUCAUCCACAAAAUGUUGUCCAAAUCCCAUCACUCCAGUAGCGAGUUUGAUUUAUUCGCCGAUGCAUGUGAAUCGGGUCUUGACAUACGUUAUACAACGAUCUUUGAUGGUUUUCCUGUGGAAUUCGAUAGAUUUCUGCACUCGAAAGAGUACUGGGAGACUAUGUUGAGAGAUUUCCCAGCUCGUGUCGAUGAAUUUGUUGGCAAAUAUAACCUCGUGAAUGUAUCAUUCUGGACAGAACCAGCAUUAGUCUUUUCUAAUUCUAUAGCUUAUCACUUGGACCUUCUUAGAGAAAAUUGUCAUUUUCCUUGUAAAGACAAUAUUGAGGAGAAUAUAAAUUACAUACCCGGAGUUUCUUUGAUGAAUACAAGGGACUUGAUGCCAUACCUUAAAGAAUCUUCCCUAGAUUCGUUGCCGCAAAAGAUUGUGAUGAAAACAUUUGAUGACCAAGUGAAGAAAGCGGACUUUAUUUUACUAAACACUGUUCAAGAACUAGAAGAGACAAUAUCAGCUCUACAGCAAAAGCAACCAACUUAG
Messenger RNA from Fraxinus pennsylvanica, 660 nucleotides. The record is from the annotation of a GenBank genome assembly. Lineage: Eukaryota; Viridiplantae; Streptophyta; Magnoliopsida; Lamiales; Oleaceae.